This is a messenger RNA of Brassicogethes aeneus, 453 nucleotides long. Lineage: Eukaryota; Metazoa; Arthropoda; Insecta; Coleoptera; Nitidulidae. The record is from the annotation of a GenBank genome assembly.
AUGUUGAAGCCUAUAGAUGUGGUAUUUUUUUUACAUUUAACUAUUGUAACAUGUAUGAGCAUUUACCCCUUUUUUGACAUACCAAAACCAUAUGCUUUAAAAACGUUCUCAGAGCGUCAAACAUUCCUCCAUGAAGUACUGUCAAAUUGUGAAGCUUACCAACAAAAUAGGGAAAACAUUUUGAAUUCGUUAAAAAAAGGAAAUAGAAAUAAAUACAUGAAUCGCCAGGAAUGGAGCGAUAUUUUAUUGUGUUUCGAUAAAAAAUUGGGAAUAAUCAAAGAAGAUGGCAAAUUGGACAUCAAGGGGGCCAGAAAUUAUUACAGCACAGAGUACAAUAAAAACACUGCCGAAAAAAUGGACGAAUGUUUAAUUGACAAGGAAUAUCCAGAACAAACAGCCGAAAGCUUAUAUAAAUGCCAAGUGAAAAAACUAAAGCGAAUAGGCGUAUUUUAA